CCCAGUACCGGUUCCGUACGUUUCUCUCGUGUCUGGCGGAGUUAACCUGGUGGGGCACCGGAGAUCGGGGUGGGCGAUUGGGCCACCACCCCUGCCCAAAGACCGGCCAGCAAGACAGCGUGAGGGGCCGGCGGGGGAGCACACGGCGCUCUCUCCCCUGCGUCAACCAGGCGGCGCUGACGGUCGCCCGAGCGGCAGGCGAGAGUUCACCGGGACUGGACCCAGUCUAGGAGCGGUGCGCUUUCGGGUUCAUCGCGACCACACGCAGACCCGGACCAGGAAGUGGCGGGAGCUUUUUGGGAGCCGGAGCGCGGGCGGGAGUUCACCGGGUCAGACUCAGUUCUCACCGGGACCAGACGGACACGGACCCGGAGCAGAAUAGGUGCGGUGGGCGGGGGUUCACCGUGAUAAGACUCGGACCGGACCCGGAGCAGGAUUGUGGUGUGUGCAGCUACUGCCGUCGAGGGAGCCGGGACGAUGGGAGCGGUGAUGGGGACGUUGUCCUUGCCGACCAGACAGAGAAGACGUUGCCGAGACAAAGUAGAAGAUGAGCUGGAAAUGGCCACAGUUUGCCAUCGGCCUGAAGGUCUAGGACAACUGCAGGCACAGACCAACUUCACCAGGAGAGAGAUCCAGGUGCUGUACAGAGGAUUCAAGAAUGAAUGCCCCAGUGGUGUUGUUAACGAGGACACUUUCAAACAAAUCUACUCUCAGUUCUUCCCACAUGGAGAUGCCAGUAUGUACGCCCACUACCUGUUCAAUGCAUUCGACAGUGCACACAAUGGAUCCAUCAAAUUCGAGGACUUUGUGAUGGCCCUUUCAGUGUUACUGAGAGGAACCGUUCAUGAGAAGCUGACGUGGAUAUUUAACCUAUAUGACAUUAACAAGGAUGGAUUCAUCAGUAAAGAGGAGAUGACAGACAUUGUGAGGGCCAUCUACGACAUGAUGGGGAAGUACACCUACCCUGUGCUGAAGGACGAUGCUCCCAGGCAUCACGUGGAUGUCUUCUUUCAGAAAAUGGACCAAAACAAAGAUGGCGUGGUGACUCUGGAUGAAUUUAUAGAAUCCUGCCUACAGGAUGGAAACAUCAUGAGAUCCCUGCAGCUCUUUGAAAAUGUCAUGUAGUCACUCAGAUGCAGCAGAAGUUCAAACUCGCAAAAAAAAACACAAUCUGAAACAACUUGGUGUUGUCCAAUCUUUAUCUGGUGCAUGUGUUGGAGCCGAGUGUGGAAGUGAUUUCUAGACAAUGAUUUUCUAUUAUAGUGCUAAGAAGUGUCAACAACCUCUUAAAGUGCCAUUUCUCAUUUUGUCAAGUAUGCUUCACUGUGGAAUUAUAAUGAUCUGUGAUCACUUGCACAGCUGAUGUGCAAGAGUCUGACCAGUUUGCUUCAAAGUUCACUGCAUGCUUGCCGUUCCUUACCUUUUGUCUCUGUUCAAUGUUACUUCCUACUUUGGUUUCAAUUUUAAUUCUCAUUUCUCUUGUUUCUACACUCUUUUUGUUCAAUUGGUUUUACAUUUUCCCCACUUCAUGCAGACCCCUUCAGUUUCUCCCCCACCUACCUUUGCUUUAUUCUCCCCUCAGCCCCGUACUUUCAAUAUCUGACCUCUGCCAGUCUCCUCUCCUCCACAGUUACUGCCCUCCAUCUCCACACUCAUUGCUCAUUAUCUUCAUAUUCAUUGCACUCCACAGUGAAUGCCCUCUACCUCCACACUCAUUGUUCACUGUCUUCACAUUCAUUGCUCUCCACACUGACCCACCACUUCACAGUUACUGCUCUCCAGCUGCAAUGUCAUUGCCUCCCCAGCCUUGUGUCUCUCAACUUGCCCUGGAAGUAGCCUUGUGGCUAGUUCCUGGUUUAAAUGCUUUAUUUCUGGUUUAGAGGCCUAGUUUAGUCACUUGAACACUUCGUGUAAACCCACCUGUCCAGCCAGACUGAAACAGUGUUACUGCUGGGAAUUAGCAUGUGACCCAGGGACUUGGCUGUAGACCAAACCCUGCUCAAAGUGGGCCUGCCCCACAUGCAAAAUAAGGGUGGAUUAGGAAGUGCU
Molecule: messenger RNA, 2049 nt
Organism: Mobula hypostoma (lesser devil ray)
Lineage: Eukaryota; Metazoa; Chordata; Chondrichthyes; Myliobatiformes; Myliobatidae
Product: Kv channel-interacting protein 1-like
Exons: 8
Coding region: 478-1125 (215 amino acids)
Biological process (GO): regulation of potassium ion transmembrane transport
Cellular component (GO): voltage-gated potassium channel complex
Molecular function (GO): potassium channel regulator activity; calcium ion binding; transmembrane transporter binding
Source: RefSeq, a predicted model, not a curated record